UGAUAACGGAGCACUGUAACUUGCCCAGCACUUGAGAGGGAGACAGCUGGCUGGCCUGUCCAUUGCCUGUGGAGGUGAAGAUGGAGGACAGAGCAGCUGCUAGCAGAGAUCCCGCUUCACAGGCAAAUGGUGUGACGACGGCCAGUGCAGAAGCAAAGCAAAAAUCCGGCAAGAAGCCUCAGCCAGGAGCCCCUGGCAAGAAGCAGCCGGCAGCUGCUGCCCCUCGCCUUCCGACAGCUCCCUGCAGCGCUCCCAAAACGCUCAGCAACGGGACGGCUCGGAAGGCCAACGUGUUGCAGCCCAGACAGCCAGUGUCCAAGGCUAGUGGGGCUACCAACGCAUCUGGUAGAGGGACCAUGAAAAAGGCAGUCGGGGACAGACCCAGUAGCUCGAAGAGUUUGGAAAAGAUCGGCUUGGACAAGGAGGGGCAGCGAAACCCCACAAAAGUGACAACACAGUCCACAGCUUCAGCACCGAAGACAACUGCCGCAAAACCCAAGAGGCCUGAACAGACGAAACCCACCAGGACUUGGUUACCAGGGACUAAGAAUGCAACUGCAUCAGCCCUAAACAGAGCACCCGCCAAUGACAGAAAUGUAGGCAAACCUAAGCAGACAGCACCACCUGCUGGCCAAGCCAUGGCAGUGCAGCAGCAGAAAAACGCUCUGGCUACGCAAAGAGAUGCUUCCAAGGGUGCCACCAUCCCCAAGGCCAAGCCUUCAAGCUCAAACCCCACCGCGAAGGUGCCGUCUGCCCCAAAGCACCCCAGAGUGCCAGGCAGCAAGUUUCAGUCUGAGCAACUCCUUGGACAGAGGAACACAGCUGCCUCUGUGAAUCCCAAGCUUUCAGCCAAGAAGUUUUCAGAACCCACGAAGCCUCGACCUGCUGCCAAGGUGGCAGGUGGGAGUGUCCAUCCAGCCAUGCCACCGCGGCCACUUCCCUCCAAGGCCCCCCCUGCAACAGGCAGUCUGGGCAAGAAGUUCCAGAAGAAAGAUGCUCUUCCCAACCAAGGGCGGGCCCCUGCUGAAAAUAAAUUCCAGAAGGUGGCUUCCAAGGAUGGGAACACCAAGUUUGCCACUAGAGAAGCAGAGGGCAUCUCCAUAGAGGAUCCAAAGCCUCUAGAAGAAAUGGAGCUUACCAUGAAGGUGGAGACUGGCCAGCUGCUCUGGCCAGAGGUGAUGCCGGAGACCUCUGGGGUGGAGGUGCCGGGGAAUGAGCGAAUGGAACCCUGCGGCUUGGAAGGGGAGGGGGUGGCUGGGCAGACCAGCAUGGCAGUUCCAAAAUUGCUAUCUUCAGCAGAGCUUGAAGUGCCGCUGGGCUCUCCUGGUCACCAAGAGGUAGAGGUCUCCCAACUUAAUGGGAUGCCUUGCUUUGCUGCCAGCCCCAAGGCCCUAGGGUCCCCUAGUGGGGGUGAUGAAACUCUGGGUUUGGAGGUUGCUCUCCCUUGUGAAACCUCCUCUCCUAUUCAUUUGGAGCUCUUUUGCCAGACUCCUCCGUCACCAUGCCUGUGGCCUGGUGGUGAGGGCAUGGACUCUAAGUGCUUGGAAGGACAAGCAUCGCCAUGUCACGAUGUUCCGGUGGUGGCUGAGCAGCCAAGCCUGUUGCUUGGCACUGACAAGUCAUCUUGGGAAGACCUCCGCCAUCUCUCCAUGUCUCCGCCGAUUGAGGACUCCCGGAGACUGAUUACGGAAGUUGUUCCCAUGCUAAGCUACGUAGAGGGACACUCUUCCCCUGGCUCCUGGCCCCUGGGGGCUGGGUUGCUUGAAGAGGCCCAAGCAGGACCAGAGGAGGAGCCUCCCCUCCAAGCAGAGCUGCCUCCAUCAGCCAGCCAGCCAGGUCCUCCCCUGGAAACAACAGCAGAACCCCUGUCAAUGGUGCAUAGUGGUGGGCAUAGUGCUGAGGAGGAGGAAGACGAGGCCAUAAGCCUGUCUCGGAGCCUGGAGGAGGACAUGGCCUCUCUGGUGGUAGAGAAUGAAAGACUGAGGAGCCCCCUAGACCUUGCAGAUGAAGGUAGCCGCAUUAUGCAGGAGGAGAGGCUGCAUGCUGCUGUUGCAGGUGAAGAGUUGGAGGACGUGCUGCAGGUAGCAGAACAUUCCGCAAUCGGAAAGGUCGUGGAGGACCAGACGCCUCCCUCCCUCCCUACAGCUGCAGCCUCAGUUCCUGCCGAGUUGGCUGGAGAGCUUUCUCUAGGCUGUGGUGACCAGCAAUCCAGCUCUCCUGGUGAACAUCCCAGCAUUGGAGGCCUUGCGGACGAUGCACUGGUCCCAGAGCUGUGUGUGAGUCACCUGAAGCAGGAGGCCCCUCUGCAGUGUGAAGCUCUAGCUCUCUCCCCCCCACCUCCCGAGGAGAUCUCACCCAGUGGUGGAGGUGGCCUUGUUCAAGUAUCUGUGCCCAAACCCCAGAGCCUGCCCUUGAAGAGCCUGGAGUUGUUCCAGGAGCAUCCCCACCCACUGGUCGAUGAGCCAGGGUCGCCUCUCAGCAAUGUGGCGCUGCAGGGCCACUCCCCCGAGAGGGGCGGCGGUGCCUCCUCCUCCAAAUCCAGCACUUUAAGUGGCCCCGAUCUGGCCGGCAAGAGUAGCAGCGAGACCAGCACCCCGGAGGAGCUGCGGGAGUAUGACAGCAGCUCGGGUGUGGAGUCCAAGUCGGACGAGAAGCUGGAGCAGACCUGCCACCAGCUCCUGAGUCCCCUGGAGGACCUCCCUGGUGAGCUGGACCUGGGCAUCCACAUGGAGAAGGGGGAUGAUGAGGCGGAAACCCUGCCAGCGGAUGAAAUCCUCGGAGACCCCCCCACGGAGCCCACGGUGUCCUCAGAGGAGGAAACGGAGCUGGAUGUGGACCUCCUGAAGGACAGCGGCUUCCCCAAAGCGGUGUGCCUCUCGGCCUCUCCUCCAGGCCAGCCGCCCUUGCCCCACUCGGUGGAGGAGUCCGACGAGCCCGGCUCCGGUGACGCCGGCACAGAGACGCCUGCCUCCACCAAUUCUGCCGCCUCUUGCGACGUCUUUGGGGCCUUCCACCUCCAUUCGACCGACAGCUGUGGCAAGAGCCCCGGCCUCUCUUCCCUGGAGAGCGAGGAGCAUUCCACGGAGGGCGGCAAGGACCAUCUCUCCAAGGAAGCUGGCAGCAAGAUACCCACGGAUUGGGAGCAUCCUUUGCAAGCCCCUCUGGCUCCCCAGCAGAUCGGAGGGCCUGGUGAAGAGUCCUCCCAGCCUUUCACGGCCACUCCUAGCCUGGCUGCAGGUGACAAUGGGGCCAGCCUGCCCUUCCCUUGGGGACCGUGCCCGACAGAGAUCCUCUCCACUAUCUAUGAAGUGGAAAGUGGUGCGGAGACGCCUGGCCCAGAGGAAGAGGAUGGAAGCCGCUGCUUGCGGGCUGCCUCCCAGGACCAGGCUCUUCACCUGGGGAGCAUCCAGGCCACGGUUGUGCAGCAGCUGAUCGGCCGGACGCUGCUCUUCUCCGCGGAGGCGCCUCCGGGGGCUGUCGGUGGGAAGGGGGCCGUGAGCAGCGAAGCAGAGAUCGGCAAGUGGACAGAACUGAUCUCCCCUCUGGAUGAGUCGCGGGCCAGCAUCACAUCUGUGACGAGCUUCUCCCCAGAGGACAUGUCAUCCCCCCAUGGAGACUGGACUGUGGUGGAAGUAGAGACCUUCCACUGA
This is a messenger RNA of Elgaria multicarinata webbii, 3650 nucleotides long. RefSeq names its product proline-rich protein 36-like. Lineage: Eukaryota; Metazoa; Chordata; Lepidosauria; Squamata; Anguidae. Bases 81 to 3650 code for a protein of 1189 amino acids. The record is from RefSeq and is a predicted model, not a curated record. The transcript has 5 exons.